CGGCUCCUCCCCGGGCGCUGGGGCGCCGCGCCGGGGGGCGAUGCGGGGCCGGGGCGCGGGCGGCCGCUGCUGCCCGGGCUGCCGGGCGUGAGCCGAGAGCCAUGGCCAACGUCAAGGUGGCCGUGCGGGUCCGGCCGCUGAGCAAAAGAGAGAGUGCAGAAGGAGGAAGAGUGAUUGUAGAAGUUGAUGGCAAACUGGCAAAAGUCAGAAAUAUAAAGGUGGACAGUAGGUUUGAUGGCACUUGGGACUCAAGAGAAAAGAUUGUGGCAUUCAGCUUUGAUUACUGCUAUUGGUCAGUUGAUGCCGAAGAUCCAAAGUAUGCAUCUCAGGAAAUGGUGUUCCAGGACCUUGGCACUUCUGUGCUGAUGGGUGCGUUCAGAGGAUACAAUAUCUGCCUCUUUGCGUAUGGACAGACAGGUUCAGGAAAAACUUACACCAUGAUGGGAACACCUGCGUCGAUUGGGUUGACACCUCGUAUAUGUGAGGGUCUCUUUUCAAGGAAGGAUGAUUACUCAAACCAGACAGCAUCUUGCCGAGUGAAGGUCAGUUUUCUGGAAAUCUAUAAUGAGCGUGUCCGAGAUCUGUUAAAACAAUCAGACCAAAAGAAACCUUACACUCUUCGAGUCCGAGAACACCCUGAAACAGGACCGUAUGUACAAGGAUUGUCUCAACAUUUGGUUACAGACUACAAGCAAGUUGUAGAACUUCUGGAGAAAGGAAUUGCUAAAAGGAUCACAGCAGCUACGCACAUUCACAAUGCCAGCAGCAGAUCCCAUGCUAUCUUCACCAUCCACUACACUCAGGCCAUACUGGAAAACAAUCUCCCCUCUGAAAUUGCAAGCAAGAUCAACCUAGUGGACCUUGCAGGCAGUGAAAGAGCUGAUCCCAGUUAUUGUAAAGAUCGAAUUACAGAAGGUGCUAAUAUUAACAAGUCACUGGUUACACUUGGGAUUGUCAUCUCCACUUUAGCACAAAAUUCACAGAUGUUCAGCAGCUGCCAGAGCAUAAACACCGUAACAAGCGAAGGGGAGAGCAGUCAUGCAGGCAGCCCCUCCACAAGCAGCAUCAGUGGGACCAGGCGACAGGCUUAUAUCCCAUACCGUGACUCCAUCCUCACCUGGCUGCUGAAGGACAGUCUGGGGGGCAACUCCAAGACCAUUAUGAUUGCCACUAUCUCUCCUGCCAGCUCCAGCUAUCAUGAGACCAUGAGUACCUUAAGAUAUGCUUCUAAUGCCAAAAAUAUAAUUAAUAAGCCCAGAGUGAAUGAGGAUGCGAAUGUAAAACUGAUCAGAGAACUGCGCGAAGAAAUUGAUAGAUUAAAAACGAUGCUGCUGAGCUUUGAACUGAGAAAUUCUAGUCCUUCCUGGAGCGAAGACAGAGACGGAAAUCUGACCGAGUUGGUUCUUCAGAAUGAAAUGAAGAUUGAGCAACUGACCAAAGACUGGACGAGUAAGUGGACAGACAGAAAAGCCAUCAUGGAAGAAUACAGUGUAGAUAUCAACAAAGAAAAAGCUGGAGUAACAAUAGAUUCAAGUUUACCUCAUCUAAUGGCGAUGGAUGAUGAUAUCCUCAGUACGGGAGUGGUGCUUUAUCAUCUCAGGGAAGGAACAACCAAAAUUGGAAGAAGUGAUUCAGAUCAAGAUCAAGACAUUGUUUUGCAGGGGCGGUGGAUUGAGAGGAACCAUUGUAUGAUAGACAACAACUGUGGGAUCGUGACUUUACGACCAGUUCAGGGCGCACACUGCACUGUAAAUGGAUGUGAAGUCACCGGAUUGUGCCGGUUGUCACAAGGGGCCCUUGUUGUCCUUGGCAAGGUUCAUAAAUUUAGAUUCAACCACCCAGCAGAAGCUGCCAUCUUAAGACAAAGGAGAUCACUUACUGACUCCCCAGUCGUUCUGAGCUGUGGAACUUUGGACUGGCUCAACUUGGAUGGAAAUUUCACCCGUUCUCCUCACUAUAUCCCUUCUUCUCUUGAAAAUCCAAAAUGUACAAGCCAUAAAGGAAACAAAUGUUCUGCUGAAAUAAGCAGAGAGAUAGAUGCUGUGCAUGAAGAGUACAAACAGAAGCUGAGAGACCAGGAAGCUUUCCACAGAAAACAAAUUCAACGGCAACAGCUCUACGUUGAGGAGUUAAAGCAGCAGAUCCUCGCAGGACAGAUCAAAGCAGAGCGGGAACUAGAAAACGACCAAGCACUAAUCAACCAGCAGAUCCAAGAAAACCAGCAGUGGCUUAUAAAUGAGAAUAACCGACUGGCUGCCCUGCAACAGCAGCAGAGGGAGUUUGCUGUGCAAACAGAAUCUACGCUGUAUGCGGAGGCUGAGGUACAGAGUACUGUAGGGCUGGAAAUCUGCCCUUCCCUGCUAGAGCAGAACCAGAAGAGACUGGUGCAGCUGGAGCUCUUGCGAAGAUACUCCUUAAAAAAGGCAGAGAGAAGCAUACGACGCAAAAAGGUCAAAUUCCAGCUGGAAAGGAUAGUCAAGAAGCAGAAGUUACUGGAAGCUAAGCAAAACCUACAGCAGCUGGAGGCUAGCUGCUGCCUAAGCGAAGACAGUGUGAAACAAUCCCAAGUCCUGAACCAAAAUAUUGCAGUAGCCUCUUGGGAUCAUCAGCUGGAAAAGCAAAGGAAGUCACUGGGUUCAAGUUCCUUGCAACACAGACGACAUUCACUCUGUAACCUCCAUCUGCCCCAUGUACCCAGCUGUUUGUCGAAGAGGGAGACUGUCUCAGAGUUAUCUACCUCAUCAAAUACUGAUCAAUGCUGUGAAGGCAGUCCAUCACGGAAGCUGUCAUCCAUAGAGUAUCUUUACAGAAAAGUUAAAGACAUUUCUGGGAGAGAUGACCUUAAUGGUGAAAAAGCUAUCUCCUUUCCAGUCCAGAGGCAGCUAAGUGAAAAACAAAAAACGUUCUCGUUUGGAAAUAAAAAAGGAGCAGAAAAGGUCUCUAACGAUUCAGCUAUCGUGGCUCAUAUAAACAAAAUUGAUCAAAAAAUGGAAAAGUUGGAUGACAGCCCAGGAGAAACUGGAUCUCAAAACCAGCCCUCUAAAAGUUGCUCUCCUGAUCAUUUUAAAGAGAAAGAUGAACCUGAAACCUUUAUUACAGGAACAAGAAUGACAAAAGCAAAGGUGUUAGGAGAUUUAAGUCAGCCUGUAAGCAGAUAUCUAGAACAAAAUAGAGUUGAGGUAUCCAAUAAAAGGACUACAAUGGAUAACAAUGCAAAAGGCCACAGUUCUCCUUCAGAAAACUUUCCUAAAGAAAUGAAGAAAACAGAGGUGUAUGGAAAGCCACCAUCAGCACAUCUAAAUCAAACAGCAAACAAUUUGAAGAGAGCACCAAACUCAGUCUUGCCAAGUUGUGAGAAACAGCAAGAAUUUCUGAUGGCAGCAACAUCAGUUGGAAAUCUCACCAAGAUAAACACACAGGCACCACUCUGUUAUGUUGAAAAAAAAUGGCACAGUGCCGAGAUGUUGAGUGCUGGAGUGACCAAAACAGUGGCAGAUGUGCUAGGGAACUGGCAAGAGGAUGAUGAAAAUGAGAUUUCUGAUACUGACAGUUCCUACUCUGUAGAUUCUCUCUCCUGUGCUUAUGCAAAAGCCAUCACAGAGAAACUGAAACAAGAAGAUUUUGACAGGAAUAAACAUCUCACCAAUCCAGAAGAUUCUGAGAGUGAUGACAGUCAAAUGUCACAAGACUCUCUGGUGGAAAAGGAAAAUAAAGCCAAAAAGCAAAAUAAAAGCCGAUUUUACAAGUUAAGGGCCCACAACGAGCCAGCUAAGCUUUACCAAAGCAGACCUGAUCAUCAUGUUUCAUCUUUGGUGACAUCAUAUGCAUCACGCAGGAGACUGGGAAAAGUUGAAAGAAGUUUUUCUCUGGACAGCUUGGCUGAUGGAGAAGAGAUGCCAGCAGAAGAGUUGAUAGAAGAAUCCAAAUCUGAUUCGUCUGAUGAAGUGCCAGCAGAGAUUUUUUGGAAGUUACAGUCUCCUAGGUCACCAACUAUGCAAACUGAGGAACACCAUGAACUCAAGACCUGUGACAGAGAUACAGAAGGGACAAAUUAUGAUCUGAAGCUAAGCAGUUCCUUUUAUUUGGAUACUGAGGCACAGCCUGCUUCCAGUAAUGCUUGCAAGCAGUUGCUGAAGGAGACAAAGGUCUGUUUUGUAGACCAAGAAAGGUCUCUUGAUAAAAGAUUGUAUUACACAAGUGGAAAUCCAUUGCUUACUACUGAUGUUUGGCCUUCAUGUGACUUGAAGGGUGAAAUCAGCAGCCCCAGAAUAACAGCACCUUCUUCCCAUGAAAAUUUGGAAUUUCAAGAUGUUUGUCCAUGCCCUUUGAGCACACCAGAGGGCUGGUUCAAGAAAGAUGAUCUGAAGCAGUCAGCUGCUGAAGUGUCUUUUGUUUCUGGCUCAAAGCAGAUAAACAGAAUUACUCAUUUAUCACACAGUAUAAAUGAAAUAAACACAGUGUUUUCCUCUCUCACAUCGGAAGUACCUUUACCUGAAACAGAAACAACAGCAGGUGCGAACAGAGUCUCUGAGAAUGGAUCAUUCAAUGAGACUCUUAAAGGAUGGGCAGACUGUGAUGAAAAUACUUUCUUGGAAUCUCAAGAUGUAAUGUCCUCAUUUGUUAGUUCAGUAGGACCAAGCUCUUCUUUUCUUCCUAUUUCAGCAAAACAUGAUUAUUGUGAACAUUCAAGGUCAACUCAUCCUGAACAUGAACAAUUGAAUGAAUUGCCUACUUAUAGGUCUACCACUGAAUGUACACAAACAUUCAGCUCUUUGGAAAGCACCUCCACUGCAGACUGCUUGUCACCUGUAUCUGGAAAAGAAGAGGAUUCUCUCUCCACAACUUGUCCAGAGCUGCCAAAAGAUCAUGAUCUGAAAAAAAUAUCUUUUUUUUCCAUGUUGCCUGUGCACAUUUUGGAGCAGAGAAAUGGCUGUGUAGAUGCAGAUUUAGAAGAUGAUUUCUUCAGAACUAUUGAAAAAGAUGACCUAGAUGAUGGCUGUGAUAACUUGAUGGUAGAAUCAAAGAUAACAGACACCAGAAGUGCACCUGUCUGUGCCCCUGCCACUGGAUGUUCUACAGAACUUGCUCUUAAUAUGGCCUCAACACAGGCAUCUAUAGUAAAACGAGUAAAAUCUGGAAGCCAUGAGCAGCUCUUUCCAAGAAGAGAAAUACCAACAUGUCGUGAUGAGGGUUUCUUUCUCAACAACACAAGAAACAAGACCUGCUAUCCGGUAAGCAGUUGUGGGCUUCCGACAUUUGUUGGACAAGGAGCAGAAUCAGCUGUUAUGGUAGGUCUCCUCAGAUCUGGGGAAAGUAAUCUGGAAACAGUGCAAGAUAUGGACUAUGAACAAAUGUCUGCAGAAGAAAUAACAACAGACAUAGAUUUUUCUUCGGAGAAAAUAACAUACCAAUUCAACCCUUCAGUUUUUGCUCGCAGUGCAAGUUAUGACCAAUCCGCAACACCAAUAGCGAUGUCUCAAACAGAGAUAAUCUGUAUGAAAACAAGCACAGACAGUGUGACAGAGAUUGUCUCAGAGAUGCCUUCAUUCAGAGAUAAUGAAGAAUACCAAGCAAAGGAUGAAGACUUGUCUUCAUUAAAUCAUUACGAAUUUAAAAGCAAAAUUGUUUUAAAAAAUUAUUCCCAUGAAUGUUCAGACAGUCCUGCAAGUUGUUUUUCCCAGCGUAUUUCAGAAAACUCUACAUUGUGUGCUGAUAUCAUACAAGAAGAAAGUAGGGAAAGUAAAGAACACAGUAUCUUGAGUUCUCAGUCUGUAGUUCAGGAAGAACUUUCAUCCAAAUAUAAAAACGUAGUGGUAAAUGAAGUGAGUUACCUCACGGUGAACACAAAUGGGAAAGGCACUGAGGCCUUCCCUACUGCUCUUUGUGAAAGUACAAAUAAUUUGCUCCCAGAACCCAAUUCAGGCAUAUUUUACCAAGCUGCAACGAAAACUAAUCUUCUUCAAAGUGCUGCUGACACUGAAAAAUAUGAUAAAUUAUUGGAGCAUGUCACAAUAGUGAAAGGAAAUUGUGACGAUAGAUCUAAUCUUACUAUGGAAGCUCAUGCCCUAGAAAGUUGUUCUGGGGCACAUUCUAACUGCCUUUGCACAACAUGCUGUUCAAAAUCAACAAGGCAGAAAAACAAUAUGCAUAAGAGUGAUAUUUCUGUGGAAUUUGAUGCAACCAGUCUGUUGGAAGCAGAAAAUCAGAACAAAUCUUUACCUGAAUCAAGAGAAGAGAAAGAAGUCCUUUUUGAAAGAGAUUGUGCAGAAAAUAUUUUGCUUGUUGGAGAGCAUGUAAACUCAGAGUCGGGAAGAGUAUUUGAAUACAGCACAAAUGCAUUAGCUACUGUUUUCCAAGAGGAGAGUCCUUAUAUGAAUAAAAAAUCCAAGUUUUUAAAAAAUGCAGAAACUGAUUCAGAAGAAACUAUGGUUCCUUAUCAGAGUACAAAAGAAGAAAUGACCAAAUUGAUCAAUGCUGUAAUCAAACUAGAAGAAAAUACAUUGGAAAGUAAAUCCAGACAGACUGAAAGUUUGCAUGACUACCCAGUAGUCAAAGUCCAAAGUGAAACUGAGGAUAGGAGGAGAGAGAAUUUUAAAGGCAGCCUGUCUCAGAAUCCAAAGAAACCUAUUGAUACCAUAGCUUGUGAAGUUCAGCGUGAGUUUUAUACAAACUUGUGCCUGACAGCAGCACACGAAGAGGCAGAGAAAGAGGAAUCAAAGGUAGUAAGCACUGGUGUAGAACACACUCAGGAAUCAAAAGCAGUUGUGUGUUCUGAUAGCUGUCUUCGGACAAGUAACUUUUGCCAAAAUAAAAUAAUUGACAAAAUAGAAAUAGAUAUUUAUUCACCAGAGCUUUCAGUUGCUGCCCAAAACGCUUCUUCAGCCAGGUGUUCCAGCACCACAGAUUUUACUCGGAAUACUUCAGACUUACUUGAUGCUUGUGAAGGGCUUUUACAGAGAGACACAACAACAGAGAAUGUGUUUAAUACAGAGGACACAGCUGCAACAGUAAUAAUGACAGGUAGGCAAGGAAAUAUUUUAGAAAAAACAGAAAAUGAAAAACAAGUAGGUUCUAGCAAUUUAACUGAAUAUUGUAUUCCAGACUGCUUGGCCCAUGAAAACUUUUAUCAGGAAAACAAGGUUAAUGGAUGUGAAGUGACUGGAAGUGAAGAACAAACUAUCAUGACGAACACUGAGGGGCUGCUUGUUACAAAGCAAGAAGACAUAUGCACAGAGGAAAAUGUUGUUUUAUUUACUGAAGAGACUCCAAUUGUAUAUCAGAUGUAUUGUGACAGAGAAGAUGAUGUGGAAAUUUUAAAUCAAUGUAAGAUCCCUGAAAGAUACCUUACAGCUUCAGGACUAGACCACAAUACUCUGUCAGUAGAUGAUUCAAGGUUAACACAAGAUUACCAUGAUUGUAUCGAAAUGAGUGAAGAUAGUGUUGAAAUGAGUGAAGACAGUGGCUCAGUGGACUCUGUUAUGGAUAUAAAAGACACAGUGAUGAAAGACAUCAAUGUACAUGACUGUUCAGUUGAUGCUAGUACUGGAAUAGACCAAUGCAGAAUUGAAGGAGAAUCUAAAAGUCUCCAUGUUAAAGAGGACAACCAUAUGUAUAUGAGUUGUUUUAUGGAAUAUGCUGAGGAUGACACUUCAGAAAAGUUGAAUGUAAAUAUUGUUAGAAGUAGACCUGAUAUUUGUGAAUCGGAUCCAGUAGGCUCUGGAGUUGAGGAGAAGGAGAAAGUGCAUUUGAUAAAUGUGGAGCAAGUAGCCAAAGAAGACAGAGAAAAGCAGAUGUUUGUAGAAGAGACAGAGGAGGUAGAACUGAUAGUUCUGCAAAACCUGAAUGAACUGUUCCCUGAAAACAAAGACAGCUGGCAACUGACACAAGAUGACAGCAGAUUAAAUGAAAUCUUAAGAGAAACCCAGUGGGUGUCUACAAGCUUUUCGAGAAAUAAUGAAAACACCAGCAAGCCACAGAAUCCACCAGCAACACUAAAGUCUACUGAAAAAAUUCAAGAAGGUUCACUUGACUCCCUGUGCCAGUCUGUAAAUCAUCUUUUACACCUUGGAGUAAGUGACAAUUCCUGUCUUAUUCAAGAUGUUCCCACUGCAUUGAAAGGACAUACAAAACCAUCUAAUAGCACUGUUGGAACUGGAGCUGUUCUUCCUUAUUAUGAAACAUUAAUGGAGAAUGAGGUCUGUGUUGGUGCACCUGUUACAGAUGACAAGAAGGGAGUAGAUAAAUCACUUUCUGAUAAAUUAGAAAGUAAAAGUGCUGCUUUCCUGGAAACUAGGAUCACGCUGGACAGACAGGAGAAAGAAAGAUCCUUCAGUGCACCUGAUUCUGCUGCAUCUGAGCAACCUGUCAAUGAGAAGGACAUCUCUUCUGCUCCCUAUAGUAUGGGAUGUUAUGAAUCUGUAACUGUUGCACUUAAGCAAGGGUCAGAAGGAAAUCCAUUUUCCUUGGAAAAAAUAGAUUCCUCCGAAGAUAUAAUUCAGGAUAUUAACAGCUCUCAUGAAGAGCAUAGCAUGGAUUUAAUGGUUAACAAACUAUCAAAAGACUGUUUUAAUUCUGUAGAAGAUACAGCUCAAGAGAAAAAGAGUGCCAUUGUGUCUCAUUCACUGCUCUUGGAUAAUUCCAAGUUGCUUUCUGGCUUUCAGGCUUGCGAGCCUGGAGAGAUUCAGGAACAUGGGACUUCUGAAGAGUGCUGUGCAGACCAUCCACAGAGCACUGUUUCUGAGAAUACUUCAACCCUUUCAAAAAGCCUGAACAACUCCCCAGGGGAAAAUGCACAUUAUAGUGAAGAGUUUCUAAAUUAUAAUAGGAAUUCUUAUACUCCUGAAUAUUCUGUUAGUCGCCUGAAUAGCCCAGUCUCAUUUGCAGAUUUUUUAAUCAGCAGCAAUGGAGACAAAUGUAGAAAUGAUGCUGUUCUCUUUGAAAAAGCAAAAUACUUUGAAUCAACCAAUUUAAGUGUAUCUGUACCUCUUCCUGAUGUUCGCUCUCUAAAUCAAAAAGGAGAUGAAAGGAAAAAUAAUUCAGCAGUUACAGAGGCCACAGAUGCUCAGAAUAAUAAACUCUCUGAAGAAGUUGUGAGAACAGAUCAAAAGGGGGAAGCAAUUCAAGAUUCCUUCCAGAAUUGCGAUGAUGAAAGAGAAAAUAAAAUGCAUGAGUACCUAGAAGACUACACUUGCUCUUCUAAUGUGACUGUACCAGAAUCAGCCUUGCUUGCUUUUCAAAGCCUGGGACAGAUUUGCAGUAAAGAAUCAAAGUCUCUUCCAUCCUACUCUGCAGAAGAUACUCCAACUGAUACACUCUUUCAAAGCUCCAACAACUUUAAUGCUUUUGACACUGCUUGUUUACUGAGUCACUCAAAAUCUCCAAUAUUUAGUCAGCUUGAGGACUCACGUCAAGGCACUGACUUGACCGAGCAAGUAUCCUCUAGUUCUGCAGACCUGCACUCUGUAAAAGAAAGAGACUUUUCCCAGGCAUUUCCAAAAGUUAAUUACCCAUCCUUAACAGCAUUUUCAGAAUCUUCUUUAACUGCAGAUACAGACCACGGUAAAACAGGCACAUAUGAUGUUUCACAUCCAAGUACUUUGAAGCAUUCUCCGUUUACUGUUUUACAAAUGCAAGACACUCAGUCAGAUAAGGCUGUGGUAUUUGAUGAGCCGACACCUGCUUCGGGAAGUAUUUUACUUUCUCUUGCAAAAGAAAACAGGCAUUAUCCAGUAUCCGACACAGAAUCAUGUGAAGAUUCUGCAGUAGAUGGGGAACCUCUACGUAGAAGUAAUCAUGAACAAUUUGACAAUGAAACAGCAGUUGAUCAGCACCUCUGGGGUAAAGUUCCACUACAGAAAGUUUGCAAAGAAAACCCAGAGAAAGUACUUGAUGAUGAUGACGACGAUUCUCUUUUAAUACCCUCAUUACCUUUUAGGGAUGCUGGAAGGGCAGUUCUUAUUAAAGAAGGACAAAUGAAAGAAGUACUUACCAGAAAUGAGGAAGAAUUGCAUUCAGAUACUGAGGUGGAACCUUCUGCAGUAACGAGAAAGGAGAGAAAAACAUUAGGUAGAGAACCUGUUGAAUUGCAAACUAUGGUAUCUUCAAAUUCUCUAAAUGAAUUAAUAGGCCCACAAAUUGCAAUGCUGCAAAAUCUGUAUCCAGGAAAUGUUAACGUGGAACCUGAACACAAGUGCAAUUCAUCUGGUCCAACAUGUCCCACAUACAGCAGUAGCGUUGAUCCUAGAGGACUGUAUCACACUGUCUCAGGUUUUGAAAAAAAGCCUGUAGAUCUGCAAGGCAAUUGUCAGUUUGUGCCUACAGGUGAUAAUCCAAGUAGAACGAGUACAGAUGGUAGAAAAGAGAUUUUACUUAGCAAAAAUGAUACAAGUUCAAGUGUUGAUAGCUCUGCUGAUGAUGCAGACAAUUGUCCAAGAACGGGAGAUGCUAUAAUGAAGAAUAACACUCUGAAGUCAGAAAGACUGAAGUUUGCUGUAAUGAAUAAUCAAAGUACCUCCUUAAAGUUUUUACCAGAAAACCAUGAUUUGCCUCCACAAGAAUCGCAACUGGUGCAAUUCAGGAGCAAAAGAUCAUAUUUUACUACACAGAAUACAAAGAGCUCUAAACAAAGUGAACAGAGACCUUAUUUACAAAGUCAUAGACUCUCAGCCCCAGCUAUUGCUGUGAUCUCUGAUCUGGAAUACAUUUUGGAAGCUUCAUCUAAGGCAGAUCUUUCAUCAUAUCCUGCGUCUAAAUCACUACAAGAUUUAAAUAUGAGUGUAGAGCCUCCAUCACCAACUGAAGAUGAUCUUCACGGAAUUGAAAGAUUUUCAAAGCAAGAAUCGAAGAAUUUUCUACAGGUUAAAUCUAAAUCCAGAUUUCAGCAGAGAAUGAAACAAACUAAGAAAUUUGCAAACUAUAAUCCAAAAAGUUUACAAAAUUAUGUGGAGAGAACUCAAAGCAGCCAGUCUUUAAAAGACUGCACUGUUCAUUCUCUGUCAUCUUUACUGCCCAUAGCUCACCAUUCUGUGGGAGCAGAAUCAAAUAUCCAUUCAAAGAGUAGUUCUGUAGCUCAGUGUAGUGAAGGGAGAGUUGAAGAAGCUGGAUACCAGUCAGAAGAAACAGAUUUGUUUCUACAAGACAAUAAAGAUGCAAUGCAUUUUAGUUCAAGUGAUAUCAAUCCAUAUAUUCAUCCAUGGCAACAAGAUGGAUCAUGCAAGAUUGGCUGGAAACAGUAUGUUUUUGGAAGUGCAAGUGAUGUCUCUUGCAAUCAAAUUCCUUUAAACCUGGAUAAUCGUAAAGUUAUGAGAUGUUCCAGUGUGGACAAUGGAUUGAAUUCUCAAAAUUCUCCUUUUCAUUCUCAUCUCAGUUCUUAUGCUACAGCAAAAGUUUUAUCAAGCACUUUAAGCAGCACUGAAGAUCUUCAAGGAUGGAACAAUAUCAGACAGGGCUUUGAAUCUGCAUACCCAAGCGACAAUACCAACCAGUACAGCAAUGUAUCCAGUGAAACACUGGAAACUAAUCCAGAAAAUAAUGUUGCCGAUUUUGACAAUGCUUCUGCACAGCCUGGUAACUCUUCAAUGCAGGUUGAUGAAAUCGUACUGUUAUAUCCUUCUGAGUCAGAAAGGUCUUCCAAAAAACGACCAGGAAUUAUGUGUGAGCAGGGAACACAAACGGCAACUACAGGAAGGUACAGAAGACAGAGAAGGCACCAGAGAAGCUAUACAGAUGUUUCUGCAAGAAAGCAAGAAACAAGCAAAGAUUUAUUUCAGCAACCUUCUUCUUGGGCAAGCAUGCAGAACCUGUCCAUGCAUCUUUCACAGCUUCUUCAGAACACUUCUGAGCUCUUGGGAAACCUCUCCCAACAAAAUAUUAUAGAUAAUGAACAGAAUGCCAAAAUCAGGCAAAAGGGAAUGGAAGAGGCUGUAAGAGCUACUAGAUCAGAUAGCUGCACUCAAACUACAGCAGAUAUAGGCAUUCAAACAGAGAUUUCAGAACCUCAAAGCAAACACGAAGUGCAGGCGAAAAUGGAAAAUGAAUUGAGGGCAGCUCAGGCAGGAAACAUUGAUUUGAAAGAGAUUGGUGCAGAUGCAGUAGGUAAGAUCCCCAAAAGGAAAGAGGAGAUGCUCUCUUUCAAAGACAGAACACCAGAAAGAACCGAGAUGAGAACCUUGAGUAAUCCUGGUUUCCAUGACAGUCUUGACAGCAUUUUGGAAGAUUCCUUUAUGCGUCUGCCUCUCUUACCCAGAACCUCCACUCCCAUCUUAGGUUUUCAAAAAACAUUAAAUGCACAGCAGAACGUUGCUUUUGCUAGUACCAGAGUUUCAUCUAUUGCAUCGUCUUUGCUGAGUUCAGGGCAAGAUGAUUCUUCAUGCACUAUAGUUAGCAGCCCUACUAAUAGCACCUUGCAAUCUCCAACAUCUUAUGCUCAGUAUAAAAGAACUGUCGAUGAACUGGAGAUUCCAGUAGAAAGAAAACUUUGUCAUAAAAACAUCUUGUUAGUUGAUAGGGCCUCUUCCCCUAUUCUUACUCUUAGUGCUAGUCCCAACAGCCAGAUAGCUUUUAACAAGUCAGUCUGCUCUUCUAAGGGGCCUUUGGAAUAUUCCAGUAACACUUCAAGUCCUCUUCACAGUCACAGAAAGCAGAGGUCAGGACCACAGUCUGACAUGGAACCGCACAUGGACAACUUUUCACAGACGGAAACAGACAGUGAAUCAAGCACUUCUAGAGACAACAAGGACAUAAGAAAGAUCUCUGGCAGUUUCUCUGACAGUUUAUCAGAUAAGAUUGCAGCCAAAGAGCUUUUAGGAAGAGGUGGUACAAAAGACUUGAAACAAAAGCAUAGACUCAUGGUUGACACACACACUACAAUUUGUGCUAAACGACUUUAUCACUCUAGUAGUACGUUAGAGGUCUCUGGCCACAGGGAAUUUUUAACAAAUGAUCUUACAGACCACAGUCCACUGGAACAUUCACUUCAUUGUAUGUAUGUCACAAGGAGAGGAAGAGGCUCUUUAGGAGGAAUUAGGCAUGAAAAAUAUGUGGGUAAUUCUGAUACUGCUUUGAUUCAUAACUGCUCACCUCCAAAUUCUGACUUGCUUUUUAAACAAGAAAUUAGUGCCACUUGUUCAAAUAAGACAAAUGCUGACAAAUCCUCAGAAUCUCAGGUAGAAGCACCUUCUCUACAAUUUCAUGAUUUCUUUUGGAAAAAUGAAAAUAGCUGCCCUCUCCCUCUCUCUGAUGUGAGCGAUGUGCAGACUUCCUUGCAAGAUGACCAUACAGAUUCUCUGUCUGAAAGUGAAUGUGACACUGAAAUCCUUCUGAACAAAAAUACUACUUUUGCAAAGCCUCACAGGCCUCGGAGCUACAGCCUUCGUGACUUACCUGUACACAAUAAAUUUAGCAACUGGUGUGGCGUUAAGGGCAGUCCUCCUUCUUCAUUACUUAGUUUGAGUGGCAGCACAGCUGAUUUACGAAGUCAGGCAGAAAAGAAACCUAGAAGCAAGCAAGCAACAGAAAUGGAAGGAAAAUCUCAGCUCUCUGAAAGCAGAAGUAGAGAGAUUGAAAGACUUCAGAGAGAGCGGGCUCAGAUUAUGUCUGGCAUGCACCUGGAUCUGUACCAGCACCCCCUUACUGUGGAACUCGCUGAAGCAAAGCUGAAUUACGGCCUUGGGGAGACGGACGCGCUGCUGAGAAUUCUUCAGAGCGGAACCGCAGAUGACCUGAUGUCGAUUCCCAUAAAGCAGCAACUUUAUGAACGGCACAUGAGGACUAUUGAAACUCUGAGGAAGGAAAGAGAAAAAAGGCUACAAAGGUACCAAAGAAGCCGAAGUUUGAGUCCUCAAAAGCAUCUGAGUCUGUUGCAGACGCUAGAUGCAAGUCAGAGGGAUUUAGAUCUCCCCAGCAGACGGCGAGAAUAUCUACAACAACUGAGAAGAAACGUGGUGGAAAAUACUAGAAUUCAAGAACCAAAAAGAAGUGUUCAGCACCCUUCAGAGAUUGAGCUAUUGCUCCGAGACUAUCAGAGGGCACGAGAGGAAGCCAAGACUGAAAUUGCACGAGCUAGGGACAAACUUCGGGAGAGAGCUGAACAAGAAAAAAGGCGUAUACGGGAGCAAAUAUUUUCUCAAUUACAGAAGGAAGAAGCCAGGCUGAAGACUCUUGUAAGUACAAGCACUUUAUGUACAGACUCCAGCCUCAGCCUUUCCUCUGGCCCAACAUCUGGUUACAACAGUAGUAACACAGCUACGUAUACUGCAAGUAAACUCAGCAGCCAGGAGGGACAGAUUUCUUCUGGAAAUGCAGAGCUUUCAAGAGGGGAUACUAGAGGUCGUUCAGCUGUUAGAAACAGUCAGCUUCAUGUGUUAGAACAACUACAGAAGGAUUCAGCAUUUGAAGCCAGCAGAAUUCAGCCACCUCUUACCUCCGGUAGCAUCAGCUGUAGGUUCACUCACGGAUUAACUAUUUCAGUCAGCUCCUCUUCAACAAAAGGAUACCAAGAUUUAUCUAAACAUAUCUUGGCUAACGCUACCACUGAGGUAAUGGCAGCAUGCUCUCAUAACCUGAGGAAUCUCUAUAUGUGCCAAUCAGCAGCUGGUUGGAAAUACCAAUGUACUGAAAAAGAGGUGCUGAUUUACUACAAAGUCUUCCCUUCAGCAACAAAGCAUGGGUUUCUGGGAGCAGGAGUGAUAGAAAGGUCUCUUCCAAGUGUGUGGGGACUAGUGAGAGAUCCUAGCAAAAGGCACCUGUAUGACAGAACUAUCAACACAGCUCAAGUACACAAGAAGGUAACCAGCCAUAUUCAGCUGGUAUAUUUAGUGACUGACACAUCCCUGUGUUACCUAAAGCAACCCCGGGAUUUCUGCUGCAUUACUGUAGAAGCCAAAGAGGAGAACUUGUCUGUCUUGGCAAUUCAGUCCGUCUACGAUGCAUCAAUGCCUCACCCUUGUAAAGAAGUAGUGAGAGGGGAGAUUUUGCCAAGUGCCUGGAUACUGGAACCUGAUGUAGUGAAUGGAAAAGAUAUCACCAGAGUCAUUUACAUGACACAGGUGGAUCUUGGUGCCCCAGCUAUUCCUGCAAGGCUCCUGAGUUCCAUUGCUAAGCGACAGCCUUUGGUGAUUGCUCGACUAGCACACUUUCUUUCUAGUUAGUAUUUGCCACUAAAUUGGAUACUUACAGCAGACGGAAGUUUGGAGAGAGAGACAAGCAUCUGGAAGUGUAAAUGUAAAUGUAAAAUACUGGCUUAUAAGACAGUCGCAAUCAAGCCUCACUUGAGAAGCCCGAUUGCUAACCUGGGAGUAUACAAAACUAUAACCAGAAGAAAGAACCAUGUGUGUCAACCAGCGUGGCUUAAAAGAAAGCCAGCAAGUUUUAUGGGGCACCUGUCCUUCCUGAGACAAGUGUGGAAAAGCUCUUAAGGAACAAUAGGAAGGUAUGCUGUCUCUGGAAAGAGGAGAGAGAAACUUACACUUAUGCAUGUAAGAUGCUGGCUGUUGUAAAGUGAUUACAAGCUUUCUGUUUCCAAGGUGCUUUAAAGAUCAACUGUCUCUCUCUGAGAUACUUUAGGCAGUGGUGAGAAAAAGGCAAUGAAAGUGAUGAAAUACAUUAAAAACUGGGAACAGUGAGUAUACAUGCAGCUUGAGACCUUUUGCAAGUUCUUCAUUAAAGAUGCAAAGUCACCUUCUAAUGUUGAGACAAAUAGCAAAUGUAGAAUUCUUAACAGUGUAGAUAGCUUGCCAAAUUACAUGACUUCCUCUUGAAGGGAAGUUAAAACAGCAUGAGAUCCACUAGUCAUUCUACACCCUGGACAGAUUUUUCUCAGAUAGUUGGCUGACUACCUGCAGGCAUUAUAAUCAGAUUAUCACUACACUAUGCAGCAACAGCAGAAAACACCAUACCUCAGGACACACAGUUUUACUGCACUGCAGAAUUAGGUGCUUUGAAAUAAAGAAACCAAACUGACAGUUUUACACAGUGACACUUUGUCAUUAAUAGGGAGUAGUACUGAGUAAUCAGCUUGUUUCUAGAACUUAAAUCCUGCAAAUAAAGGAGCUCAAGCACUUUUCCGUAAUGGCUUUUUCAUCACUCCUUUUACACUUCUACCCCAAAGCAUUCAGAGUUGAAAAAUCUAGCCUGGCAUAGUCUUAGCACACUUUGUUCAUAACACAAACAGCUGUCUCACUGCAGUGAAGGCAGAGUCUUCCCAUUCAAUUACCUCCUGGUAGUCCUGUUGAACUUUGUUCAACAAUCCUGCUGUCAGGCUUUAAAUGUUUGUUCAGUAAAUUCCCUGGCUUGGUCACACAUCCCUAAAAUAAAACAAAAGCAUAACCAACCCAAAUAUCUUAAGGAAUUUAGUUCUUUGCACAACAGUAAAGAAUCACUUCAGAUAUAUUAUCUAAGCAAUAAAAGCUGCCACAAUAUUCUUUCUUCUGCUCGGAAAAGCCCACAUUGUUCAAGAAGCUGUUGCACUUUAAACUUGUCAGGUGUGAAAUAUGUAUUCAAGCAUCCACCUUAGAGUCAACCUCUGCUGCUUUAACACAGUUACUUUCUGCAAGAGACACAUUUUUCCCAAUAUACAGUGAAGUUAACUGCACUCCCAUCUUUGAGUCAAGGGCCAAGUUUCACCUCUAGUGCAUCUUUCUUUGCACAUGUAUAACUUUGGCUUUCAGCUUCUAUGUUACUUCCUGUCAUUAAUGUAUCGAGUUUUAUAAGAAAAGGUAAUAGUUAUUUUAAUUUGAUAUUUAAGAAAAUAGCAGUUUUGAGGCAUACCAGCCCAAAGGUGCCCCUCCCCACCAACUAUACCAGAUGGGAUAAUAAAACAUUUUUACUUAAAAGUUUUCUUCCUUUUAUGCUCAGAUGGUCAUGGUUAUGGAUGUUAUCACCAACAUAUUACUGUUAUCUUUUGGUAGGGACAAGCCUUUUCUUAAAAGCCUGCAAACAGUAUGGUUCACUUCAUCAAGUGUCAUGUAUCUCCCCCACAGCCCCUCAAGGAGAGCGGCAACAUGUUACAUAAAGUUUCCAACAAUUGAGCAAAAAGACAAUGCUGCCUUUUCUCAGAUUCACAACCAUCACAGAGUCCCCUUUUGGUGGGAAGGGAAAAAGGAGAAGUGAACAAGGCAGUACUUAAAAAGCCCUAGAAAAAAAAAAACAAGCAGAAAUUGCAGCACAGUGUAUUGGCACUGUCCCUAAUGCUCCUUCCCUGCAGCUGGACACAGAUUUCAGGAGGAGGUAAGGGAUGCUUCAAACAAUCCACAGAAGAUUUGCUCAGUGCUUUAGUUUUUCCUUUUAUUUUGGACAUGGCACUAGUGAUAAAGCAGUUCGUGUAGGAACAACAUCUAGGGGGACGUGUGUUGGUCAACAAUGCCAGUGCCUAUGAAGGAGAAUGUCUUAUUGUACAGUGCAUCAGAUGUUUAUUUUUAUAUAUACAUAAAAUUGUUUUUUCAAUGUUUACAAAUUAAGUUAUUUAUAUAUGCUUGUUUUGAAGUGUUUUUAUAUGCUAUCAAAGCUAAUUUUUAUUUUUUAAUCAAUAUUGAAUUAAUGUAAACUUUUUUUUUAAACGCAAUUUUCAAUUGAUACUAAAAAAAACCCUAUUUAAAUAAAUGUUUUCUUUUGCAAAUAUAACAUUUUAUGGUACCUGUUAAUGUAUGGCAUUGGUUUGUUUGGAAGGGAGAAAUAAAAAAAGCUAGCAGAUACCUAAUUUGUUAAUCUAGAACGGGCAAAACACAACUUCCUGUAAAUUAUUGCUGCGCAGUAGGUGAUCAAACCAAUUGUACUGUA
This is a messenger RNA of Dromaius novaehollandiae (emu), 17772 nucleotides long. It is a transcript of the gene STARD9, whose product is annotated as StAR related lipid transfer domain containing 9. Lineage: Eukaryota; Metazoa; Chordata; Aves; Casuariiformes; Dromaiidae. The record is from RefSeq and is a predicted model, not a curated record. Gene Ontology annotation, biological process: microtubule-based movement. The transcript is spliced from 34 exons. Gene Ontology annotation, molecular function: microtubule motor activity; lipid binding; microtubule binding. Bases 102 to 15146 code for a protein of 5014 amino acids.